This is a messenger RNA of Aspergillus calidoustus, 1653 nucleotides long. NCBI's taxonomy places the organism in Eukaryota, Fungi, Ascomycota, Eurotiomycetes, Eurotiales, Aspergillaceae. The record is from the annotation of a GenBank genome assembly.
AUGAGUGGACCCUCCGGCAGGCUUUGCGCGGACCACAUCGCUGGCGCACUCCGGACCAGGCGGGUUCCAGUGCAUCCUGUUGCGCUUCGCACCGCCAGACCAACAUACAUCGUAGGUUGCAGGAGAAAUCUACACGGCAGGUCGUCUUACCGAUCUCGAUCGAAUCCCGUGGUUCUGCGCAGACAUGGUCGGUGGGAUGCGGGUUUCUCUGUAGGCCGGGAAGCAAGACGGUUUGCGGCGACUGCUGCAGCGAGCACUGCGGUCGAGGAGAAUGAAGCGCCGGCGGUGGAGUCGGGUCCAUUGGCAGAGUACAAUGCGAGGGUGCAGACGGGGAGGCUGAGGGACGAUCCGUACCAGAGGCAAAUCAUCGAACAGCUGCAAGAUCUAUACGAACGACUUCGGUCAUAUAUCGCACCAUCCGUUGUCCGCCCAAGCAUAGAGUCCCUCGAUUCGGCGCCGAAAAAGUCCUUCUUCGGCUCACUUUUCAGCAAGGCACCCGCGAAGCCAGAGACGUCUAUCCCGGAAAAUCUACCCAAGGGCCUGUAUAUGUACGGUGAUGUUGGUUGCGGCAAGACGAUGCUGAUGGAUUUGUUCUACGAUACGUUGCCGCCGAAUAUCUCGUCCAAGUCGCGGAUCCAUUUCCACAACUUCAUGCAGGAUGUACAUAAGCGCAUGCAUGUGGUGAAGAUGCGGUUUGGGAAUGAUUUCGAUGCGCUACCACUCGUCGCGGCUGAUAUCGCCGAGAAGUCGAGCGUGCUUUGCUUUGAUGAGUUCCAGUGUACGGACGUUGCGGAUGCUAUGAUUUUGCGGAGACUCCUCGAACUUCUUAUGUCCCACGGUGUCGUCCUCGUUACAACCUCCAACCGUCACCCCGAUGACUUGUACAAGAACGGUAUCCAGCGCGAAUCCUUCAUUCCCUGCAUCAACCUCUUAAAAACCGCCCUCGACGUAAUAAACCUCAACUCCCCUACAGACUACCGCAAAAUCCCCCGACCACCCUCAGGCGUCUACCACCACCCGCUAGGCGCUGAAGCAGAACAGCACGCCCAGAAAUGGUUCGAGUUCCUCGGCGACCCGAUCAACGAUCCUCCACACGCGACCACACAAGAAGUCUGGGGUCGUAAGAUUCAAGUACCACUCGCUAGUGGGAAGGCCGCGAAGUUCAGCUUCCAGCAGCUUAUCGGCUCUGCAACAGGUGCAGCGGAUUACCUUGAGCUCGUGAGAAACUACGAGGCAUUCAUCAUCACUGAUGUCCCUGCGAUGACGCUGAACCAGCGGGACUUGGCGAGACGGUUUAUCACCUUCAUUGACGCCGUCUAUGAGAGUCGGGCCAAGCUCGUUCUCACAACCGAGACCCCCCUGACAACCCUCUUCAUCUCGGAGACUGAAGUCAAGACUUCGCUUGAAGACGGCGGCGAACACACCGACCUCUCCGAUGCGAUGCGCAUGAUGAUGGACGACCUCGGUCUAUCAAUGAAGGCGCUCAAGACAAGCUCGAUCUUCAGCGGCGAUGAGGAGCGCUUUGCCUUUGCGCGUGCGUUGUCGCGGUUGUCCGAGAUGGGAAGUAAGGAGUGGGUUGAGAGGGGUCUGGGGAAGGAGGAGCACGAUGCUUGGCUUAAGGCGCGGAGUCGGUGGAGUGAGGAUAAUAUGUGA